AUGGCCAUGGUUGACUUCUGCCCGCCAAAGGCCAUGCAGGUGCCCAGCAUUGUGCCUGGUGACUUUCACUGCGCUGCCUGCUGUGAGGCGUUUGAAACAGCUACGGACCUGCGGGCGCACUGCAAGUCCGAGCGACAUGUGUACAACAUGAAGCGAAAGCUGUCCAGCUUGAAGCCAAUUUCUCAAGAAGCCUGGGAGCGAAAGCUUCGGGAACGAGAGGUCGGCGAGAGCACCAAAGGAACGGCGCACCUGAAAGCGGGAAAGGCGCACCGCAAGCCCGCUGAAGCGUCGACAGGGGGAGGCUAUCCAGCCCAGUCUGCGAGCGCAGUCGCCAAAGAUGAAGAGGAGGUGCCCGCAGCAUUCUCCCCACGCCAGUGUCUGUUCGAUCGCCAGCACUUCACGACAGUGGAGAAAAACUUGGCGCACAUGUGGAAGACCUACAGCUUCUUCAUCCCUGACAGGGAGUAUUGCACCGAUGUGGAGGGCCUGUUGGCGCACUUGUGGUCCAAGUGCACCGACGAGUAUGUCUGCCUCUUCUGCAACCGCAGAUUUCCAGAUGCUGCCAGCACCCGCCGGCAUAUGCUGGACAAGGCACAUGCACGGAUUGGCACCGAAGCGCGAACCCGGCGGGGGAACCUUGACGAGCUUGGCUCGCAGGAGUUGGAAGCAGAACUUGAGCGGUUCUAUGACUUCACCGGCUCCACACGCGAGAUCACAGAGCGCAUCACGGAUCCAGAGCAUCGAGCGGCGUCUGUCUUCCGCUAUUUCGACGAAGAUCGAGAUGGCUACCUGAAUCACGAGGAAGUGUCCGAGCUGUGGAAGGCGACUUCCACAGACGGCAGCGAAGUCUCAACUUCAAUGUUCAAGGCCGCCUGCCAGCAGGUGGAUGCAGACCCCAGGCGAGGCCUCAGCGUGGAGGCCUUGGGUCAACUGUAUGCUGAAGGCUUUGCAGACCUGGAGCGGCACUUCGCUGUUUUAGAGGAGCUGCUUGCGAAGAAGCUUGCCUCCAGGAAGGCUGUCCUCCAAGCGAAGAGGAUCAAGCAGGAGACCUCCAAGGAUGACGCCAAUGAGGACGAGGAUGAUGAGAUCGAGGACUCUGAGGAGGAGGAUGGAGAGGAUGACGACAGCUCUGGAACUGAAAUCGUCGAGUGCGACGACGAGGCAGAAUUUGAGGAGGUCAUGCGAAUCCUUGGCUUGCAGCAAGCCACUGUGCUCGACAACGGCGACUUGAGGUUGCCCAACGGCAUGGUAGCAGCCAACAGGGACGUCGCUCAUAUCUGGCGACAAAGAGGAACCCGCAACGGCCAGCUUGUUGCAGCCAAUGGAGGCCACGUGGGUGGCAAGAGCGUCAGGGCCCAUCUCAUGCUUGCAAACGAUGCCGCCGGCAAGGUUGAAAUGACGCGAAGGCAGCAGCAGCGGGAAGGCAAGCGCGUCAUUGCCGUCUUGCGAGAGAAACAGAAGCAAGAAAUGAGACUUGGUAUGCAGAUGAACACUGCGUUGAAGGGAAAGCCGAAGAAGUUCCGGACACUGAUGGGCGAUGCCUCUGGUGCCCGGUAA
This is a messenger RNA of Symbiodinium natans, 1557 nucleotides long. The record is from the annotation of a GenBank genome assembly. Lineage: Eukaryota; Dinophyceae; Suessiales; Symbiodiniaceae.